UAGCCGAAUGAUCUUAGGUGCGUGUUCCAUGCCAAUGAACUUCCUUGUAAUAGCAGCUAGUGUGAACCGCAUUUUCUAAGGUAUAACGUUAACUGCUGUAAAGUGCAGUAAAGUUGUAGCUAGUAGACAAAGCCAACCAGGCAUGGCAGACCCCAGGACCCUCACUGCAGAAGGGAAGCUGUCUGAAGAGUUUGCUGUUCCCUCCCAUGUAGAGGAGGUCAAAGGGCAGAUGGCAGCUUUUGCUGUGCAGCACAGGGCUGCAGGGCACAGGGUAGUGCUUAUCACCUCAGGAGGCACCAAAGUCCCCCUGGAGUCCCGCACCGUCCGCUUCCUGGAUAACUUCAGCAGUGGCCGGCGCGGAGCAUCCUCGGCAGAGUACUUCCUUGAGUCAGGAUAUGCUGUGAUCUUCCUGCACAGACACCGUUCCUUAUAUCCUUUCACACGCCUCUACUCUGGGAUUAAUCUGCUGGACAGCCUACAGCUGGAGAGUGGAAAGGGGGGUUCGGUCUCUGACCAAGUCGUGGUCAACCAGCAGGCACUUCCCAACAUUGCCAAAAUCCUGAUGCGUUACCAGGCGGUGAAAAAGGCAGGGCUUCUUCUGCCUGUGGAGUUCAGCACCUUGUCCGAGUACCUGCACCUCCUCAAAGCAGCAGCACAGGCACUCAGCCCCAUAGGGUCCAACGCCAUGUUUUAUUUGGCUGCAGCGGUGUCGGAUUUCUACAUCCCAGCGUCUGACAUGCCAGAGCACAAGAUCCAGUCUUCCAAUGGACCACUUCAGAUCAGUAUGAAGAUGGUCCCCAAGAUGUUGUCGCCGCUGGUGAAGGACUGGGCCCCUCAAGCAUUUGUGAUUUCCUUCAAGCUGGAAACAGACCCAUCCAUCCUGCUGGACAGAGCUCGGCGGGCUCUGGCCACCUAUCGGCACCAGGCUGUGGUAGCCAAUGUACUGGACACCAGACGAGGUUAUGUAGUGGUGGUGACCCCUGACACUCAGGCCGAGCUGGUACUCACAGAUGAGGAAGCAAGCAGAGAUGUAGAGAUUGAGGACAGGAUUGUCAGUAAUCUGACUGCAGCUCACAGUCAAUUCAUAACCCAACAAGGCUGAGACCCCAGUUAACCAUGCUAGGGCUUUCCCCAACUAAAUAAACAUUUUGUUGACCGAAA
Oncorhynchus mykiss (rainbow trout) is the source of this 1161-nucleotide messenger RNA. The record is from RefSeq and is a predicted model, not a curated record. NCBI's taxonomy places the organism in Eukaryota, Metazoa, Chordata, Actinopteri, Salmoniformes, Salmonidae.